Mytilinidion resinicola is the source of this 6035-nucleotide messenger RNA. Its product is annotated as Sec63-domain-containing protein. NCBI's taxonomy places the organism in Eukaryota, Fungi, Ascomycota, Dothideomycetes, Mytilinidiales, Mytilinidiaceae. Gene Ontology annotation, molecular function: ATP hydrolysis activity; ATP binding; nucleic acid binding. The coding region runs from base 105 to 6035 and encodes 1976 amino acids. The record is from RefSeq and is a predicted model, not a curated record. The transcript is spliced from 3 exons.
UGAGUCACGGAGUAACACUCACGCUGUACCCAUAGAGUAUAUAUGUUUCCCUUCAAUUCCUCCGUAUCUUUCUCGACAUCUGGCUCCCUCGCUUUUCUACCCAAAUGUCUCCGUCUCUAGAGACUGCGCAGUCGCAAUGGCUCGCUCAGUUUGCGGCCAUGCGAGAGGCCAUCGCAGAACUCAAGCUACCUACUACUGAUGAGCAGAAUCAAGCAUACGGACACGACAUCAAUAUUGACGAUGACGAGCUUUCCGGAACCCCCAGCGGCGACGAUAUCUGGGACCUCAUAAGCGACGAGCGGGAUGAUUCCUACAGCAGCGACCAUCUGGACGAUGUUGACGAGAUACCGGCGAAGGACGCAGGCUAUAGCAAAGCCUGGUUAGAACAAAAAUGCGAAGAUGUUGCUGGCAAGAGCUCCGGGCUAGAGGCGAAGGCAUUACAAGAGCAGCUUCUGGCUAUACUGGUGUCGGAUAGUCGGGAUGACGAGCUUCAAAUGAUGCUCACUGAUAUGCUAGGGUAUUCCGAGCUUGACCUGGUGGCGGACCUCAUAGCACAUCGGAGCGAAGUCACCACAUCCACAAGCACAGAUACUGGAAGCAAUGGGGUGAUCGGGCGUUUGCAAACCAAGGAGGAGAGAGAAGAGGCUCUUCGCCGCCAGGAUUUUGAACACAAGACUGCUGGUUUGCGCGCCCGGGUUGACCGUGAAGGACCGCAGUAUCCUCAUGUAUAUAGAGCUCAUGAGACGGGCAAUAAACUAUCGACUCUCGGAAAGAAGUAUGCAUUACCACAAGGCCACAAGCAUGAACAGAAAGAGAGAUACGAGGAGUACACGAUACCAGCUGCCGCAGUUGGAACCCUGGGCGUAGGACGAAAGCUCAUCGAAGUCAAUGAAAUGGACGGGCUCUGCAAGCGGACCUUCAAAGGCUACAAGGCCCUCAAUAGGAUGCAGAGUCUGGUCUAUCCCGUCGCAUACAACACGAGUGAGAACAUGUUGAUAUGCGCUCCCACCGGUGCCGGUAAAACUGAUGCGGCGAUGCUUACGAUUCUCAACACUAUCGCGAAAAACAUCAUCCCGAAUCCCAUUGAGCAUCCGGACGCCACGGACUUUACCGUUCAAACCGAAGAUUUUAAGAUCAUUUAUGUGGCCCCCAUGAAAGCUUUGGCUGCCGAGAUUGUGGAUAAGCUCGGAAAGCGACUUGCCUGGCUCGGUAUCAAGGUUCGCGAGCUUACAGGAGAUAUGCACUUGACAAAGGCGGAGAUUGUCCAGACUCAGAUCAUUGUUACCACUCCCGAGAAAUGGGAUGUAGUAACAAGAAAGAGUACCGGCGAUACGGAGCUCGUCCAGAAGGUCCGCCUCCUCAUCAUUGAUGAAGUUCACAUGCUCCAUGAUGAAAGAGGUGCUGUGUUGGAAUCACUGGUGGCCCGCACAGAACGACAGGUCGAGAGCACACAGUCUCUCAUCCGAAUUGUUGGGCUGUCUGCCACCCUUCCCAAUUAUGUUGAUGUUGCGGACUUCUUGAAAGUCAACAAGAUGGCGGGUCUCUUCUAUUUCGACGCCUCUUUCCGCCCUGUGCCGCUGGAACAACAUUUCAUUGGGGCCAAGGGAAAAGCUGGAACUGCAAAAUCCCGAGAAAACAUCGACGAAACGGCCUUCGAAAAAGUCACCGAUAUGUUGCGACUAGGUCACCAGGUGAUGGUCUUCGUGCAUUCGAGGAAAGAUACAUUCAACACUGCGAGAAAGCUGUAUGAAAAGGCCAUGGAGAGACAAUGCGCCGAUCUUUUUGACCCUUCGUUCCAUCCGGGAUACGAUCAAGCUGUCACAGCUAUGAGGACAUCCAAGGGAAGAGAACUUCGAGAGCUCAUACCUAAGGGAAUGGGAACCCACCACGCGGGUAUGCCUAGAACUGACAGAAAUUUGAUUGAGCGCCUGUUUGCCGAGGGCGUCUUGAAGGUCCUCUGCUGUACCGCGACUCUCGCCUGGGGUGUGAAUUUGCCGGCAGCGGCAGUCAUUAUCAAGGGCACCCAGCUUUACAGUGCUCAAGAAGGAAAGUUUGUGGACCUUGGUAUUCUCGACGUUUUGCAAAUCUUCGGUCGAGCUGGUCGGCCUCAAUUCCAGGAUACCGGUAUUGGUUUCAUCUGUACGACACAGGACAAGCUGGAUCAUUACCUGAAGGCCGUGACUGAGCAGCAACCAAUUGAAUCCAAAUUCUCCAGGAAGAUGGUGGACAAUCUCAAUGCGGAGAUAUCGUUGGGCACUGUCACUUCAAUCCCCGAAGCAGUCCAAUGGCUUGGCUAUUCAUACCUGUUCGUCCGCAUGAAGCGCAAUCCACUUGGAUACGGUAUCGACUGGGCGGAGAUCCGUGACGACCCAGCGCUUGUCCAACGACGGAGGAAGCUAGUCAUAGACGCUGCCAGGGUCUUACAAACGAGUCAGAUGAUCAUCUUCAACGAAGUCACGGAAGAACUCCGCGCGAAGGACGUUGGCCGAAUUGCCAGUCAAUUCUACGUUUUGCAGACCAGCAUUGAGAUUUUCAAUACCAUGAUGAGACCGCAAGCGACUGAAGCAGACGUACUUAAGAUGAUCAGUAUGAGUGGAGAGUUCGAUAACAUCCAGUCUCGCGAUACUGAAGAGAAGGAGCUCUCAAGAUUGGUGGAAGAAGAGUAUGUGCCGUGCAAAGUCGAAGGAGGGCCAGGCACUCCUCACGGGAAAACGAACAUUCUUCUGCAGUCGCACAUUUCGCGCGCUCGAAUCGAAGAUUACACGCUUGUCUCAGAUACGAACUACAUCACUCAGAACGCUACUCGCAUAUGCAGAGCUCUGUUUAUGGUAGCAUUGAAUAGGCGAUGGGGUCACCAAUGCUUAGUGCUUCUAAAUCUUUGCCAGUCAAUCGAGCGCCAGAUCUGGGUAUACCAGCAUCCUUUCCAUCAGUUCAACUUGCCUGUUCCAGUUCUACGCUACCUGGAUGAGAAGAGCUCUGUAUCUUCCGUCGAAGCUUUACGGGAGAUGGACUCUACGGAGAUUGGCUCUUUGGUCCACAACAACAAGAUGGGAGGCAUUAUCUCAAAGCUACUAAAUAACUUCCCGACACUUACCAUUGAAUCGGAAAUCGCUCCCCUCAAUCGCGAUGUACUACGUAUCCGCUUGUUUAUCACUCCGGAAUUUCGCUGGAAUGACCUCCACCACGGUACAUCCGAGUCGUACUGGAUCUGGGUGGAGAACUCGGAAACGUCGGAGAUCUACCACCAUGAAUUCUUUAUUCUGUCCAGGAGGAAGCUGUACGAUGAUCAUGAACUGAGCUUUACCAUCCCUCUUUCAGAUCCUUUACCUUCGCAGAUCUACGUUCGUGCUGUGUCGGAUCGGUGGCUGGGCGCCGAGACAGUCCAUCCAAUCUCGUUUCAGCACUUGAUUAGACCGGAUACGGAGAGCGUUUACACAGAUCUUCUGAACCUUCAACCUUUAUCGAUCUCAGCGCUCAAGAACCCUAUUUUAGAAGAGGUAUAUGGGCAACGCUUCCAGUACUUCAACCCCAUGCAGACUCAGAUCUUCCACUGUCUAUAUCAUACACCAGCCAAUGUUCUACUUGGUUCACCAACUGGAAGUGGUAAGACAGUAGCUGCUGAACUUGCAAUGUGGUGGGCGUUCCGAGAAAAGCCUGGAUCCAAGGUCGUCUACAUUGCCCCAAUGAAGGCGCUGGUUCGCGAGAGGGUUAAAGAUUGGGGCAAGCGGCUCGCGGGACCUAUGGGCCUGAAGCUUGUCGAGCUGACCGGAGACAAUACACCUGAUACCCGCACGAUUCAAGACGCAGAUGUCAUUAUCACGACACCAGAGAAGUGGGAUGGUAUCAGUCGUAGCUGGCAGACCCGUGGCUACGUGCAGAAAGUCAGCCUUGUGAUCAUCGAUGAGAUCCAUUUGCUCGGCGGAGAUCGUGGCCCCAUCCUCGAGAUCAUCGUGUCGAGAAUGAACUACAUCGCGUCGCAAAAGAAAGGUUCGGUUCGGCUUUUGGGGAUGUCUACUGCUUGCGCAAACGCUACUGACCUAGGAAAUUGGUUGGGAGUCAAGCAGGGGUUGUUCAACUUCAGGCAUUCCGUUCGACCAGUACCUCUGGAAAUCUUCAUUGAUGGGUUCCCUGAGCAGCGAGGGUUCUGCCCUCUGAUGCAGUCUAUGAAUCGGCCCACUUUCCUGGCCAUCAAGUCACAUUCUCCAGACAAGCCUGUUAUCGUUUUCGUGGCUUCUCGACGUCAAACGAGACUUACGGCCAAAGACCUGAUCAACUUUUGCGGAAUGGAGGACAACCCCAGACGAUUUCUACGUAUGUCAGAGGAGGACCUGAUCGUGAAUCUGCAACGUGUCAAAGAUGAUGCUCUCCGAGAGUCUCUCAGCUUCGGAAUAGGACUGCAUCAUGCGGGUCUUGUUGAGUCUGAUCGGCAACUCUCUGAGGAGCUAUUUGCGAAUAACAAGAUCCAAAUUUUGGUGGCGACGAGCACCCUUGCCUGGGGAGUUAAUCUGCCAGCUCACCUUGUCGUCGUCAAAGGAACUCAGUUCUUCGAUGCUAAAUUGGAAGGCUACAAGGACAUGGACUUGACCGAUGUACUCCAGAUGCUGGGUCGUGCUGGUCGUCCUCAGUUUGACACCUCAGGGAUUGCUCGCAUCUUCACCCAGGAUUCGAAGAAGGCGUUUUACAAGCACUUCCUACAUACUGGGUUCCCCGUCGAAUCCUCCUUGCACAACGUUCUGGACAACCAUUUGGGUGCUGAGAUCUCUGCAGAGACAAUAACCACUAAGCAAGACGCGCUUGACUACUUGACUUGGACAUUUUUCUUCCGUCGCCUCCACAAGAAUCCCUCGUACUAUGGUCUCGAGAUCUCUGCAGAGGAACAUAACACUAUGGCCGCUCAGGAAAUGGCGAACGAGUACAUGGUUGAGCUAGUCGAGAAGUCUCUAAAAGAGCUUGAAGAGUCGGGGUGUGUGGUGAUACAUUCAAACGGCGAUGUGGACUCUACUCCUCUCGGAAAGAUCAUGAGUUACUACUACCUCUCCCACAAGACGAUCCGCCAUCUCCGCAAGCACGCUAAGCGCAAUGCUACUUUCGAAGACGUCCUUUCCUGGAUUUCCUGCGCGACCGAGUACGACGAGCUGCCCGUCCGCCACAACGAAGACCUCAUCAACGCGGAGCUUUCCAAGAACUUACCCUUCAAGGCCGACUCGUUUGGCAUGCCCAUGUGGGACCCGCAUGUCAAAUCCUUCCUCCUGCUCCAAGCCCACUUCUCCCGCAUUGACCUCCCAAUCUCGGAUUACGUGGGCGAUCUCAACUCCGUGCUGGACCAAAGCAUCCGUAUCGUGCAAGCCUCUAUCGACGUCUUGACCGAGCUGGGCUACCUCUCCAGCUGCGCAAUGAUGGUUACGUUACUGCAAUGCAUCAAGUCCGCGCGCUGGCCGGACGACGGCCCUCUCUCCAUCUGCCCCGGCGUGGACGCGGAAGACGAGAAGCAGCGUCUCGCAGACCCGAAAGCCACCCUCAAGACUCUAGUAGAGGUCUCCACCGCACCACGACCCGCCAUCGAAACGAACGCCCUCAAGGUUGUAGAAGCCCUCCCCAAUCUCAAGCUCCGCCUCACCGCCGUCAACGCGGCUAGCAUCAGCCUCCAGAUCAUGCGCUUGAACGCCCCGGCGUUUACCAAAGGCAAAGGGUCGACGGACACCAAGAUGUGGGCUCCGCGUUUCCCGAAACCCCAGACGGAGGGCUUCUUUGUUAUGCUUACGUAUCCUGGCCGAGAUGAGAUAGUGGCGUUGCGGAGGGUUGGGUGGCAGAGCGGGGAUGCCGGGAGAGGGAAGGGUGGUGGGGCGUUCAAUAAGCAGGCGUCGACGAAAAUUACGCUGCUAGAGGAGCUGGAGGCACAGAAGCUGGAUGUUGCGGUGUUCAGUGAUGGGUAUAUUGGGAUGAGGUGGUCGCUGGAGGGGGUUGAGAUUCCGGAGAGGCCACAGGUUGAGGAUGGUGGGAAGGGGAAGGAAGAGGUUUGGGAUUGCCACAUUUGA